Molecule: messenger RNA, 792 nt
Organism: Diachasmimorpha longicaudata
Lineage: Eukaryota; Metazoa; Arthropoda; Insecta; Hymenoptera; Braconidae
Exons: 1
Coding region: 1-792 (263 amino acids)
Source: RefSeq, a predicted model, not a curated record
AUGGUCAAACUUAUUGAUAAUCGUGGAAAAAUCGUGUUAGCCCGUGCACGUUUAGAUUCGUGUUCGACCGUGAAUUUAAUCACCCAACAUUUUGCGCAAUCCCUUCGGUUAAACACCAUUAGCUGUUCAGUUAAUAUCGGCGCGGUAGAUGGCUUGUGCACCAUUGCAGAAAAGUACGGUCAAUUAGAAAUACGGUCGAAUCACAAUGAUUUUACGCAAUGGUUGAAUUUUCUGAUUGUACCUCAAAUCGCAGAGAGGAUUCCCAGCGAAAUGUUUCCCCGACAACUAUUCGAUAUCCCCAAAAAUCUUAAGCUAGCCGACCCUCAGUUUCAUCUGCCCAGAGCGGUCGAUCUGUUAAUCGCGUCGAAUACAAUGUUGUCAGUGCUCUCGGUAGUGCAAAUUAAACUCCCUCAUAAAGACUCUAGCAUUGUGAUUCAAAAAACCCGAUUGGGAUGGAUCGUCGCCGGAGGAUCCGAAAUCAUAUCGUCGUCCACUAACUCGCCGUGCAAUGUCGUAAAACUCGACAAACUCAUCGAACGUUUUUGGGUCAUCGAAGACUUCGAUCAUGACCCAGUAAGAUCUCCCGAUGAAAUUUCGUGCGAGCAACAUUAUUUGACGCACACCAAACGGGACGUCACGGGUCGCUAUAUAGUUCGUCUCCCAUUCAGAGAUUCCAAAUUCAGUCUGGGAGAAUCUCGCAUACAGGCCCUCAAACGGUUUCAGGCGCUAGAGCGAAAACUUUCAGCUAAGGCUUCACUGAGACUGGAAUACACCAGGGUAAUGGAGGAGUAA